AUGUUGACGAUAUCGACGGCGACUACCAACAGCACGUGGCGGAGCAGAGAGGAUAAUACCUUACCUAUAGGCGGUAGGACGAUGUCCACUAGUAGCUGGACGACUAUGAGCAUGGCUGAAAAUGCGGAUACCGAAAGCAUAUUUUUCAGUUCUCUCAACCCCCUCGCACCUAUUUCGAUCGUAAUGAUACACGUUCUACUGAGUUCGCAUUUGGAGUGGGCCCACUGCUGGCCCCAACUUUCCGAGUACCAUCUUCUCAUCCCCGACUUACCACAACAUUCGCGAUCAAAGCACGUCGGGCCAUUCUCGUUUGUCCUAGCUGCCGACCACAUAGCGCGGAUGAUUCGAGAACACGCCCACGAUGGACGUGCGCACGUUGUAGGGUUAUCUACGGGCGGUUUUGUUGCGAUGGAGUUGAUACGGCGGCACCCAGACGUCGUCCUAAGCGCCUUCGUGUCUAACGCCGUACCGUUAACCGAAGCAUGGAAGAACCUCAGCUCGUCACCGAGGAUAUCCUACCUAGGACUGUCGGUCCUACUACAUAGUCCGAAGAGUUUGCUUUUCAAGGCCACUGGAUGGGCGCCGGAGUUCCAGAACGACCAGCUUUUAAAGGAAAUCAAACGGAACAACACGUCGCGCUUAUAUGAGGCCGGCGCUCGUGAAACAUAUAACUGGUCCCGAGAUGACAUGGUCGAGGUUGGGAAGAAAGACAUACGGAUUGCGCUUGUUGUUGGAGGCAAGCAGGACAAUGUCGAGGGUACAAGGGAGAUGGGCCAGCUUCUAACGUCGCUCGGUUCCAAGGCGGGCAAGGAAUCCCGCGCGUUCGUCGUGAAGGAUGCUAUUCAUGGCUGGAACUUACAGUAUCCCGUAGUCUUUGCCCGAGGAAUACGAGCGUGGAUUGAAAAGCACCCCUUACCACAAGGAUUCGAACCCCUGGAACCACCAAAGCCCCCGGGACCGCCGGUGUAGGCAUUCUAUCAUAUUUGCAUGAUAACAACCGAAGAGAAGAUCACUAGACUGUGAUCUAUGCAACUGGAUGGGUUCGCUUUAGGCCUAUUACAGCACAUCACUGAAUGAUUAAUCGACAUCGGCUUGCGGCCUCGAUCCUAAUUAGCUGCCAUCGAACACGGCCAAAAUUAUGCGCUCGACCAAGAUGUCGGCCUAGAUGCCCGAUAUAUUCGAGAUGUGGAAAUGGCAUGCGUAUGAGAACGAGUCAUAGGCAGGGGUUAAUGAGCGGAAGCGGGUUAAUGUGUUAUUCUGCGUCUCAACGAGUUAUACCAUACUCGAUUCUAAUAAACAUAACGCCACCCAUUCCAGCCCUCGUCAUAUACGUGUAGGGGACGUCGGAGGAGUCAGCACAACCACGAUACCCAGCAUUGCGCGUCUACUGUUACUCUCAUUAUUGGUAUACUUACUAGUUAGACGCCAGAGGAUCAAUUCAUCCAGAUAUGUUUAA
Molecule: messenger RNA, 1456 nt
Organism: Annulohypoxylon truncatum
Lineage: Eukaryota; Fungi; Ascomycota; Sordariomycetes; Xylariales; Hypoxylaceae
Product: alpha/beta-hydrolase
Exons: 2
Coding region: 1-969 (322 amino acids)
Source: RefSeq, a predicted model, not a curated record